AUGCCUACUGCGUAAAUUCGCAAUAAGUACAGUUCAGUUCAAGGCUUUCAAAGUAAUACCUCUCGAAGUACCAGUACGAGAGAUACUCCCGUCGUAAAUAAGCGGUAAUCUUACAAGAACAGUAAUUACAAAGGUAUAUGGACGUAGUAAUACCGUGAUAGUUGAUUGAUUAACGUUGAAACAAAGGACGAGUAAGAUUACCGAGUUAAGUACUCGUCCGUCCUAGGUCCGUAUCUGGAUGGAAGAUUUUUGGAUAUUUACGUGAUUGAACUGGUGGAUGUAUUGUGGUAGGUAUUUGGUAGGACGAUAGUAUAAGUAAAUACCUCAAAAAUAGCAGAAGUUACCAAAAUCACCCCCCUCUUGUGCCACUAAUAGUCUCACAGUCUCACAGAUCAUCUUCUAUACUCCUAUACUCCCUAUACUCCUAUACUCCCUAUACUCCUAUACUCCCUAUACACCUAUACUCCCUAUACACCUAUACUCCCUAUACACCUAUACUCCCUAUACUCCUAUACUCCCUAUACACCUAUACUCCCUAUACACCUAUACUCCCUAUGCUCCUAUACUCCCUAUACACCUAUACUCCCUAUACUCCCUAUACUCCUAUACUCCCUAUCUCCCUAGCUCCCUCCCUAGGCACUGCGUAAAAAAAUACAACCCCAAUCUUCUCCAAUCUUCCCCAUUAUCUAUAUAAAAAGAACUUCUUUACUCGUACCAUACCCUUCUCACCACUACGUCACUACGCCACUUAAACCUUCUAAACAGUCCUUAACACCAUCUCCAUACUAUCUCCGUACUCUCUCCUACCAAAAUACCUUAGAGACGAUUUAUGAUUCAUCACGGUAGCAGGAUAAAGGGGGAACACUAUCACGUAGAUCAUAUAUAAGAAAGUUCAAUAUCGUUCAGAUCUAAGUGUUUGAUUCGCUGGUUUAGUUAAAAAACGGGGCUGAGGGAUAUUGUCGUUAGUGAUAGUGACAGUGUCCUACUUUAACUGUCUUUGGUAUGCUUGAUAUGUUGGAUAUGGGGGAGGAGAGAGGAGGGAUUUAGCUUGUUUGGUAUGUGUAAGACCCUAUACCAGUAGGUAUCAAUCAUCAACUAUCAAUCAUCCCCUACCCCCCUCCCAUCCCCCAAAACCCUCUCAACCCCAUUCCCCACCCCUAACCCCUCACCCUCCCCUCCACCACCCCCUGAUGCCCCCUCAUCCACACCCCCACAACCUCCACGCCCACACUCCCCAGCAACGUCCGAAACUCCUUCUCACUCCGCUCCUUACCACCAAUAGAAAGCAUCACCAUAUCCAUCCAGUAGGGACUCAUAUCCUCACCUACCUCGGUUCGGGCGGGGAUGACGAGGUCGGCGAUGAGGAGACGCGAGGAGGGGCCCAUGGCGGCGACGGUGUUGCGGAGGAUGCGGAGGGCGAGGGGGUCGUGGUAGUUGUGGAGGAUGCGGCGGAAGUAGUAGAUGUGUGCGUCUGGGGAUAUUAG
Messenger RNA from Hymenoscyphus albidus, 1484 nucleotides. The record is from the annotation of a GenBank genome assembly. NCBI's taxonomy places the organism in Eukaryota, Fungi, Ascomycota, Leotiomycetes, Helotiales, Helotiaceae.